Messenger RNA from Amblyraja radiata (thorny skate), 925 nucleotides. RefSeq names its product cilia and flagella associated protein 276 (gene cfap276). Bases 164 to 748 code for a protein of 194 amino acids. The record is from RefSeq and is a predicted model, not a curated record. Lineage: Eukaryota; Metazoa; Chordata; Chondrichthyes; Rajiformes; Rajidae. The transcript is spliced from 5 exons.
AGCACCGUCGUGGCAACUCUCGUUGAGGUUCUGAAACAUCGCAGCCUAGCAACGGAUUGUGACUCCGACAACAUAGGUCCCAGUAACCAAAGAUCCUAUAGGAUCUUUGCCGGUAACAGCGGCCAGACUUCCCUUCGGAACUCUGCGGCCAGCGGGCGGAACCAUGCCAGAUACACGCGAACCCUUCCCCUUCCCCAGAUAUGAAAACGACGAUGAUUUCAGAGGCCGCAGAAAGGAAAGUCAGAGUUUUCAGUACGAGCAGCCGACCCACUUAGCACAACAGGAGGACCCAUGGCACCGGCUGCACGCAGCCGCAACCGUGGCAAGUGCCAACAAAGGAAUCUACCUCUACAAUCCCAAGGCACCCAAAGACAGCCUGGACAUUCAUCUUAAUGCUGUUUAUGAUCAUUCAAACGCAUUUUUGAAGCAGAAAAAUGAGGUGAUUCUUCAAAAAACUACUUGUGAUCCUCAGAGAGGCUGUUGGCUAAGCACCAAUGGACAAUUACCUGAAGACGUGUUUCGCCGGAAAAUAGCAAGGGACAGAGUGCAGAAAGAUAUUUGUGGCUGUGCCCACGAUCACACAGAAACCAGCGCUAUUUACGUACGAGCAAGAUCUCCCCCAAGAUCUUGGGUUUCACCCACAAAAGCAUCUAUUCAUAGCAUCUCUGGAGCAAUAACAAGCCAACAUACCGCGGCAACUAACGGAGGUUAUUCCAGGAAAAUAGACGGUGGUUUCUUUACAAUCUGAAUUAGAGGAUGUUUCUGCAUAAUACUGAACUUAGAUAUUGUCAAGUCUUUGUUCAUUAUCUUCAAUAAGACACUGUAAUAUUAAGAACAAGCUGUACUAGUACUGUGAAGUAGCAUUGAAAGUAAGGACUUCUCCCCAUGUAAUAAGAGAAUUAAAUCACUAGAAAAUGAAAAUUCA